GGCGGGUAAAAGAGGCUACAGUUGAGAAGAGAAAAGAGCUGCGGAGUUGUAGCAGACAAGUUGGUAGGUCUGGUAGGUGCACCCUCCCAAGAGGGAAUGAGCAUGUGCCACGGCGGCAGGAUUUUUACCUUUGAUUCCGGAAAGUGCUAGACAAAAACAUGGAACUAAUUUCCCCAACAGUGAUUAUAAUCCUAGGUAUCCUUGCUCUUUUAUUAUUCCUUCAACGGAAGAAUUUGCGUGGACCCCCGUUCAUAAGGGGCUGGAUUCCUUGGAUUGGAGCUGGAUUUGAGUUUGGGAAAGCCCCUCUAGAAUUUAUAGAGAAAGCAAGAAUCAAGUAUGGACCAAUAUUUACAGUCUUUGUUAUGGGCACCCGAAUGACAUUUGUUACUGAAGAAGAGGGAAUUAAUGUGUUCCUAAAAUCCAAAGAAGUAAAUUUUGAACUAGCAGUGCAAAAUCCCAUCUACUGUACAGCAUCAAUUCCAAAGAAUACUUUUUUAGCACUGCAUGAAAAACUUUACGUCAUGAUCAAAGGGAAAAUAGGAAGUGUCAACCUAUAUCAACUCACUGGACCAGUGACUGAAGAAUUAUAUGAGCAACUGGAGAAUUUAGGCACUCAUGGGACAAUGGAGCUGAACAGCUUAGUAAGGCAACUGCUUUUUCCAGUCACAGUGAAUACACUCUUUCAAAAAGGUUUCUUUCCCACAAAUGAGAGAAAAAUCAGGGAGUUCCAUCAGCAUUUUCAAGCUUACGACGAAGGUUUCGAGCACCGGUCCCACAUACCAGAAUGUCUCCUAAGACACUGGUCAAAAUCCAAAAAGUGGUUUUUAGCACUCUUUGAGAAAAACAUUCCAUAUAUAAAAACAUACAGAUCUGCAAAAGAUAACUCCAAUACAUUAAUACAGACUGUGCUGGAUAUCAUAGAGAUGGAAGGAUAUGAAGAAAGGAGCCCCAACUAUGGGCUCCUACUACUUUGGGCUUCUCUGUCCAAUGUUGUCCCUGUUACAUUUUGGACACUUGGAUUUGUCCUGUCUCAUCCUAGUGUCCACAGGACCAUUGUGGAAGACAUAUCUUCUGUGUUUGGCACAGCAGGUAAAGAUAAGAUGAAAGUAUCUGAGGAUGACUUGAAGAAACUCCCACUAAUCAAAUGGUGUAUUUUGGAAACCCUUCGUUUAAGAGCCCCUGGUAUUAUUACUAGAAAAGUGAUGAAGCCGAUUAAAAUUUUGAAUUACACUGUUCCUUCUGGUGACUUGUUGAUGUUGUCUCCAUUUUGGCUGCAUAGAAAUCCAAAGCUCUUUCCUGAACCGGAAGUGUUCAAACCUGAACGUUGGGAAAAGGCAAAUUUAGAGAAGCAUGCUUUCUUGGACGGGUUCAUGGCAUUUGGAAGUGGGAAGUUCCAGUGCCCUGGAAGGUGGUUUGCUCUGUUAGAGAUUCAGAUAUGUAUUAUUUUAAUACUUUAUAAAUAUGACUGUAGUCUUCUGGACCCAUUACCGAAACAAAGCCCUCUCCACUUGCUAGGUGUCCAACAGCCAGAAGGACAAUGCCGAAUUGAAUUUAAACAAAGAAAAUGACUAAGGAGAACCAGGGCCUUCUGAAAGAGUGAUUGUCCCCAUCCACUAGCCUGGAAGCAUCUAGACCUGAGCUCUACUGCUUAACUUAGGAUUUACUUCAAGAGAAUGUCUAAAUGGUAGGUGUGUUUGGUAACACAAGAGUAGACUGAAGAGGCAUUUCUUAAGGAGUGGUAAUUGGGCUUCAUGCAUAACUGUCUUAAAACUUCAUAUAGAAAUAAUGCCAUUUGAAUGAAAAGGCAACAUACUUAAAUUUCUAUUUUGAAAAAGGCUAAAUGUCUUAGAUUCUACAAAAAAUGUUAAGUAAUACUUUCUGGAAAUUUUCUACUUUUCUUAUAUGAUCCUUAACUGGCGAUUGGAAUUCUUAAGCUCUAAUAAUAUAACUCUUCAUGGUAAACAUGUCAGGUGCUGAAAGGGUGGAUAAAAUGAUAGCUUUUAAAGACCUGGGGUGUGUCUUAUGUUCAUUUUGUGCUCAGCUACCCCCAGGACAGGACCUUCUCUGUAAGGUUUAUACAGUAAAGUUGUGCUGCUUGAUAUAUUGAUUUGUAUUUUAAUUAAGGUAAAAGCACUCCUCUGAUUGAAGGUGUUUGUAAUUAUAGGUUAGAAGGUAAUAUUUUUGUUAAUAUAGAGAAACGCAUAUAAAAUGAUGUCAAGGCAAAUAACAACAUCUGAACCGAUUGCUUAUGAUUUCUGCCUGGAGUGUUUACUAUGAAAUCCUGAAAAGAAAUCCUGUGACAUCCAGGGGAAACGUGUGACGCUAGUAACAGAGUGAUCAGCGAUGUCAUGAUUUGUCUUCUCUUAUUCAGUAACAUGUGGCUUGCCUCCUUUAUUUCACAAUAAAUAAGCUUUGAGUGCA
Messenger RNA from Suricata suricatta (meerkat), 2421 nucleotides. Its product is annotated as 24-hydroxycholesterol 7-alpha-hydroxylase. The record is from RefSeq and is a predicted model, not a curated record. Gene Ontology annotation, biological process: bile acid biosynthetic process; cholesterol homeostasis. Gene Ontology annotation, molecular function: steroid hydroxylase activity; iron ion binding; heme binding. The transcript has 12 exons. The coding region runs from base 159 to 1568 and encodes 469 amino acids. Lineage: Eukaryota; Metazoa; Chordata; Mammalia; Carnivora; Herpestidae.